This is a messenger RNA of Phalaenopsis equestris, 369 nucleotides long. Its product is annotated as BTB/POZ domain-containing protein At3g49900-like. The record is from RefSeq and is a predicted model, not a curated record. The transcript has a single exon. Lineage: Eukaryota; Viridiplantae; Streptophyta; Magnoliopsida; Asparagales; Orchidaceae. The annotation marks the transcript as partial.
AAUAUGUCCGUGCAGACCAACAACGGAAGGCUCACAGAGGAGGAGAAGCUACGCAUCUGCCACACAAUAGACCUUACAAAGCUCUCGCAUCACCUUCUCAUGCAACUCGUCCAAAACUCCUCCUUUCCACUCCGCUUUAUAUUAAAAGCCAUGCUCCACUCCCACCCCCCCACCACCACCACCAAAACCACCACUCUCAGCGACUUGCUCGAUCGCGAUGCCGCCGCCCGCCAAGCCUCCAACCUCGCCAUUCGCAUUGAAAGCCUCGAACGCGACGUUGCCGGCCUCCGCCGCCAUCUCCGUUUAUCCGAAGAGAAACAGCUCGAGACGGAAUCCGCCGGUCAAACCAUAAGCUUUCGGUUUAUUCAU